This is a messenger RNA of Olea europaea var. sylvestris, 828 nucleotides long. RefSeq lists its product as uncharacterized. Lineage: Eukaryota; Viridiplantae; Streptophyta; Magnoliopsida; Lamiales; Oleaceae. The record is from RefSeq and is a predicted model, not a curated record. Bases 1 to 828 code for a protein of 275 amino acids. The transcript is spliced from 5 exons.
AUGGUCGUGAGUCAAGUUCAAGAAAUGCAAAUAAUUCUUCAUGAUAUUGGGGUGGAUGGUAUGGAAUUGAAUGAAUCUCUCCAUAUUGUUGCUAUGUUAUGUAAAGAUUUUAAAAACUAUCUUAAUCAUAAGGGCAAAGAUAGGACAAUGGGGGAUCUGAUUGUUCAGCUCACAUUAAAGAAGACAACGGAUAUUGAGCUAAAAGUCCUUGCAGUAAGAAAAAAUGAUGCACAAAAAAAGAAACCUCCCAAGGCAAACUUGACUAAAGUAGACAGCCUGUCAGUAAACAUUGUGGAUAUCAAUAUAUCUGCAAUUAUAUCUAAAGUUAUCUUGAUAUCGAAUACCAAAGAUUCGUCGGUGGGUACAGGAGUCACUCUUCACAUUUAUGCCGACAAUGACUUAUUCACUAAGUACAAGAAGAUGGAUCAAGAAAUUAGGAAGAAUCUGAUUUCAAGUUCUAUACUCAAUAAGAAGGGAUUCAAAAUAGUGUUUGAGUCUGAUAAAUUUAUACUUAUUAAAGGGAGCGUAUUAGGAUAUGUAAAUCAUGCUUCAUUAAGGAAAUUGGUAGGUUUAGGACUUUUAACUAACCUUGAAUCAGAAAACAAACAAAUUGCUUAUAGAUUCCUCAUGUAUAAAUCAAAAAUAAGUGACAUUCAGGUCAAUACAAUUAUCAGACACAGAGAUAUUGAAUUCUUUGAAAGUUUGUUUCAUGAUAAAAGGGAUACUUCUGAGAAUAAUAGGAAAAGGAAAAUUGAUGAUGCUUUUAAAAGAAAUAAAGAAUCUGAACCAAGGAGGAAAAAUGCAAAUGUUGCAGCAUUUAACAUUUGA